AUGCAAAGGACGCCAGCACUAUUCCUAGCGGCAACAAGAUGUGCGAGAUUCCACACCUCACGGAGAUUGUACUCGGACCCGCCCAUUGUGAAGAUUAACAACGGCACUUUUUACCGUCAACAUCCUUCUUCGAAACUCAAUCAUGGAAAUUCAAAUGCGAAUCCACCUCUAUUCCCCGGUCUAACGAUCUCCCUGCCUUCCUCCUCAACACCAAACCAGCGCUGGGCCAUCCUAAGCCCAUCAUCAGAUAUCCGAACAGCAUUCUUGCAAAUCCUCCGCGGCCAAUUCCUCUGUUUCCCACCUACAGCACGCUCAUUUCCUUACCUUCUCGGCCCAGCUAUCACAGAAGAUAAACCACAUCUCCGCUUUCCCGAGCGCGCAAUCGAAUAUGUCGGCUUCGAUGUUGAGCGCAAAGCUUUUGGCGGCGCGUACCUAUCCGCACGGUACGAGUCGCUAAAGGAAGAAACGGAUUUCACCGUCCAGCGCUAUUUGACGGGUAUUGUGACGAUGAAUCCUGGGGAGGAAGAGCUCAAGGCUAAGAGUAUCCGGAAAGAGGAUAUGGAGAGGGUGAUGCAGGAUUUGGAGUUGGAAAGGUUCAUUGAGAAGCCGGUUAGUAUGCUGAGUAAUGGGCAGUCGAGGAGAGCGAGGAUUGCGAAGGCGUUGCUGAGUGGGCCUGAGAUGCUGUGUUUGGAUGCGCCGUUUAUUGGUUUGGAUCCGAUUGUCACGAAGCAUAUUUCUGGUGUUUUGCAUCGCUUGGCUGAAGCAAAUGCUCCACGCAUUGUGCUUAGUUUAAGGCCUCAGGAUGAUAUUCCAGAGUGGGUUACGCAUCUUGUGUAUGCGGGGGAGGAUGGGGUAGUAGGACGGUUAGGGACUAAAGAAGAGGUCUUGAGAUAUCUGAAUGAAGAGUAUAAAUCCAGUCAACAAAGCGGGACUGCCAAGAUACAAAAGUCGAACACAAAGGAAGUCCAGGAAGUAGGUCGCCUUCUAUCUGAAAAGGACCCAAAGGCUGCAACAGAGCCACUACCAGUCCUAAGUCGAGACGGUUACAAAAAAACCGACAAAUCUACCCCAUCCCCUGGCGAACCCCUCGUCGAAAUGAACGGCGUCCGCAUCUCCUACGGCGCAAACUCCAUCCUAGGAGACUGGCAUCAACCCACCACCACCUCCAGCACCCCCGGCCUCCACUGGACCGUCAACCGCGGAUCCCGCUGGGGUAUCUUCGGUGCCAAUGGCUCCGGUAAAACCACCUUACUCAGCCUCGUAACAUCCGACCACCCACAAACCUACUCCGCCCCCGUCAAACUCUUCCAGCGCUCGCGGCUCCCCUCACCAGGCACACCAGGCAUCUCGAUCUUCGAGAUCCAAGCGCGGAUGGGACAUGCGAGUCCAGAAGUGCACGCGCUGUUUCCCAAGCGAUUGAGCGUGAGGGAGGCGCUGGAGAGCGCGUGGAGUGAGACGCCGAUUUCGCGGCCGAGGUUCGAUGACGGUGCGGAGAGGAAAGCAGAGGCGGCUUUGAAGUGGUUUGAGAGGGAGAUUCGACCGAGUUUCCAGGGCCAGAAGGAGAGGGAUGGGGGGCUUGAAUGGGCGAAGCAGACGUUAUUCGGAGAGAUUUCGUUUUCCGCCCAACGUGUCAUCUUAUUUCUGCGGGCUACGAUUCGGAAUCCUGAUAUUGUGAUUUUGGAUGAGGCGUUUAGUGGCAUGGAUGAUGCGGUGAGGGACAAGUGUUUGCUUUUUCUUAGUUGGGGGGAGGGCAGGGAGGUGGAUGAGGGGGGUAGAGCUGUGGAGACGGGGAGAGGGGAUGGGGUGGUGAAGGGGUUACAGGAGCAUCAGGCGUUACUUUGUGUUAGUCAUAGUAAGAUGGAGGUGCCUGGGUGUGUGAGGGAGUGGGUUUGUCUGCCUGAGCCCGGGACGGGACCGCCGAGGUUUGGAAGGUUUGAUGGACCGAUUGAGUUGGAUGAGAGACGUUGGAAGGAGGUAUGGGGGGAAGUUUAG
Bipolaris sorokiniana ND90Pr is the source of this 1992-nucleotide messenger RNA. RefSeq lists its product as uncharacterized. Gene Ontology annotation, cellular component: mitochondrion. The transcript has 2 exons. Bases 1 to 1992 code for a protein of 663 amino acids. Gene Ontology annotation, molecular function: ATP hydrolysis activity; ATP binding. The record is from RefSeq and is a predicted model, not a curated record. Lineage: Eukaryota; Fungi; Ascomycota; Dothideomycetes; Pleosporales; Pleosporaceae.